AUGAAGAGUGACCCGAAGUGGUCUGCCAUUGAGUCCACGCUCAUCCGGUGUUUCUACCUCACCAUCUCGAAGGACAUCUUCCACACGAUCAUCGCCGAGGACGACGAUGCUUGCACCGUGUGGAACGAGAUCAACGUGCUCUUCACCGAUAACAAACUUCAGCUCCUUGUUUUCUUGCAGCAAGAGUUCUUCGAGUGCCAUCAAGAUGGCUCCAACAUUGACGAAUAUUGCAUGCGCCUCAAGAUGCUCGCCGAUGAACUCCAUGACAUUGGUGCGAAAAUCUCCGGCGAGCUCAUGCUUAGCACUCUCAUUGUCAGCCUCAAUGAGGAUUUCGGCAACGCCGCUUCUAAUCUUACCAUGUUGCUACAGCCCACUUUUCAGAUCAUCAUCGCAUACUUGAAGUUGGAGGAACGACGGAUGCAAAAAGUGUGCCGCGGGUACUUCUCGCGGCGGACCCACGUCGUCGGUACCCCUACCACCUUAGUCGCGGCCCCCAUCACCGCCGAGCUUCUUCCCUCUGCCCCCCGCGCCUCCUGCACUCCCCUCGCAACAGCAACAGAACAACGGGGGCUGAUGCAACCAGCGCGGCGGGGGCAGCCGCCCUCGGCAGCAGCAACAGCAGGGUUCCGAGGGGGCGCCACGCCAACAGCAUCCCUCCCUGCCCUAGAUGGUCGGCCAGAACCCUUGGAUGGGUGUGGACGCCCGUACACGGAUGGUUCUCCACCAAUGCGAUAG
Aegilops tauschii subsp. strangulata is the source of this 735-nucleotide messenger RNA. The record is from RefSeq and is a predicted model, not a curated record. NCBI's taxonomy places the organism in Eukaryota, Viridiplantae, Streptophyta, Magnoliopsida, Poales, Poaceae.